Molecule: messenger RNA, 792 nt
Organism: Suillus clintonianus
Lineage: Eukaryota; Fungi; Basidiomycota; Agaricomycetes; Boletales; Suillaceae
Exons: 1
Coding region: 1-792 (263 amino acids)
Source: RefSeq, a predicted model, not a curated record
AUGCCAGAGGGCUAUGUACCCUUCUGUCCACCACCGCUAGCGCCACUCACUUUGGACCCUAUGUCUUCCCCCACCGCAUUUCUUAAUCUGGAUUCAAAUCUCGAGAGUUUUGACGAUGCCCUCAAAUCCAUGCAGUCCCAGAACACCACCACGGGAUUGGUCUGUUCUCCUCCCCGCCUUCGUUACACCACGUCGGUUGGCACACCUCAAACCACAUCGGCCACGUCAGUCAUCACACCUCGCACCACGUCAGUCGGUACACCUAGUACCACAUCAGUCGGUACACCUAGUACCACAUCAGUUGGUACCAUGCCAGUCAUCACACCUCGCACCACGUCAGUUGGUACAACGUCGGUCAUCACACCUCACACCAUGUUGGUUGUUACACCUCAAACCACGUCGGUUGGUACCACGUCGGUCAUCACACCUCGCACCACGGUGGUUGACAUGCCUACCAUCACCCAUUCACCUGUGGUCAGGUCUUCCACCACACCCGCCAUCACACCCUCUCCAGCUGCACCCACAACUACCAUACCCAUCACCACAUCCUCAGUAGCUGCACCCACAACUCCUGUGACACUGGGAACAAGGCCUUCGCAGCUUAUUUCUGGGGUGGGACUUGAUGCUCAAAACCCCAGCAACGUUGUAGAUGAACGUCCGGCAAAGCGCCAGAAACGGGCUCAAUGCACACGUGCAGGAGAGACAGAUCCGCUACAGGCUGUCUCCUCCGGCCGAGGGAAACGACAAAGAUUCCAGUCCACUCGAGCUGCUGCCGCCAAUGCGAUUGGUUGA